Coniophora puteana RWD-64-598 SS2 is the source of this 1569-nucleotide messenger RNA. RefSeq lists its product as uncharacterized. The coding region runs from base 24 to 1430 and encodes 468 amino acids. The transcript has 2 exons. NCBI's taxonomy places the organism in Eukaryota, Fungi, Basidiomycota, Agaricomycetes, Boletales, Coniophoraceae. The record is from RefSeq and is a predicted model, not a curated record.
CGUCUUUCCCAGAACGAACCGUCAUGGCGCCCAUAACUGAGUCUUCCCUCAACCAUUCGGGCUUCAACCUCGAUGCUUCAGGAGUAGCCGGUUUCUUCGGAGGAGAUGAGGCUAUCUCAGCUAUGGCUACCGUGCACCUCUUCAAGGGGCGACGGUGGCUAGGUUGGUACAACUCGCCUGGAAGUUACACCAUCGGCAAAUGCUACGGACGGCUCGCCAAUAAUCGCUGGUGGGAUGGUCUCUUUCCCGGUGCCAACGAUACGCCAGCACAGAUGUUCAAGUUGGAUGGGAGGAAGGGUCCACGGUACUUUGGCACCCGCUCUGGCACCAAGAUGAGGACAGGACAUCUCGGAUAUCUGUUUCUCGAAAAAUGCAAGGAAGAGAAAAUCCACUCCUACCACGGCGGCGACCAUACCACGACGCCGACUAACAUAUCCAUCGUCCACCUUGACGAAGACCCUCACAAUGACGUCCCCAUCAGACCCAUUGGCAAUGCGUUGCUUGGCCUUAUCCCCAUAUUCGUCAGCGGGCUUACAGCCCUCUUUUGCUUCCUCAGCGAAGAUGGGUGGGGCGGAGCCAUGAUUGUCCUCGGUAUGGUCGCAGGCGGGGUGUCCUGCUUCGUCAUCGGCUCCGGCGAGGUGAAGCUACACUACGUCAAGAAUCCUGCCCAGGGAGUACCCCCUGGCGACGGCCUCCUGAUCGGCGAUGGAUCAGACAUGGCGAUAGUGAAGGGAGCCGAAAAGGUCGUGAACGUGCUCACCAAGGGGCGGUUCGAGAUCGACAUCGGGGGUGGGCCAGAGUAUCGUGCCAUUGGGUUCUCGGCAAUGCUCCUCGUCGCACAGUUCCUCCUUCAGCUUCUCCUUAUCCCCCAAGCGUCGUUGUUCGGACAGAUUAUGUUCGUCAUCUCGCUCGCUGUCUCCUGGGGGUACACUUCCUUCCUCUCGUCUAUCGAGAAGGAGAAGAUCCAGAGCGAGAUUCUCUGGAAAGCGCUGCAUACGCCCAAGGUUCGCAAGUAUUCUCUCAAGUCCCGGUCGGCAGCAGCGACUUUCGUCGCCCUCGUGUUGUCCCCACCGAAGCCGGAGAAGGUCCUUAAGGAGUUCAUUCCGAACGACACCGCGGUGUGGAACAAGUGGAGAGACGUCGUUUCCGCCAAGAUCAAGGCCAACGAAGCGCUCAAGUUUUCCGACACCGAGUCUUGCGGAGUAAUCGAGGAGUUCGGCGACGAUGACGAAAGGACCCUCUAUAAGUCACUCUUGGCCAUCGCAGCAGAUGCUUAUCAGGGCUACUUACUAUACCAAGCAGAUGUAGAGCUGGAGAAGGCGCGUCGUCCACCGCAACCGAAGAGAAAGUCAACUUUAUGGUCCAUCCUCUCGUUCAACGCGCAUGACUCGAAAGAAGUAUCUGACCCUGAAAAAGCUGAUAUGACAUGAAACGUCUCAAUUACGAAAUAGUUUGCGAAGCGGAACGACAAUGCAUGUAUCAUACCACGACCUCUUGUACUAACACUAUACGUACAUGCUUAGAGUUAUGCAAUGUAACUCAGGGAAAUGACAUAAAUGUGGCCUAUCG